Molecule: messenger RNA, 2679 nt
Organism: Ruditapes philippinarum (Manila clam)
Lineage: Eukaryota; Metazoa; Mollusca; Bivalvia; Venerida; Veneridae
Source: RefSeq, a predicted model, not a curated record
GCUGCAGGCUCGAGUGAAGAAGCUGAGUAAAGCUGCUUGUGUUACAUGGAACAAAAACAGUCCAGAAUAUCAAAAACAGCUGUGUAUUGCAAGAGACAAAGUACGCCAACAGAUGCUGGAGACAAUACAGCAAAAUACUGCAGAAAGAUUGUUCCUAAUUGAUUUAAUGAAGAAAUAUGCUAGGGGUCAGGCAGUUGCUUCAAGACUUGGGCAGCAGCUUAAGAAAACAAACCAGAAAAUUAGAGAACACAUAUCUGUCUACAAUUCUAUAGGUGGAACUCCUUCUAAACUUCCAGCAAUUCUAGAUUUUGAACAGGUGAAAUCUUCUGAUAGUGAAAUAUGGGAUACUUUACAGCCAGUCAAUAGAACUACAGAAACACCUAUUCCACUUACAGUUAAGCAGCAGGCCACUAGACUGUUCUGCCAGGAGAAAAGAGCUGCUGAAGAGCAGCAAUUGAUAAAAUCAGAAAUGCAUUCUACAUUGCAGUGGUAUUUAUCAAAAUGUUUCAGUCUGCUAGGUUGUAUUUCUGAUUAUUCAAAUGCAGAAAAAUGUGCAUUGGUUAAAGAAGGUUUAUACCUUGAGACAACAUUCAAUUCUCUCCUAGUCGCAUUUCAACCAUAUCUGGAAGAUGCAUCACUAAUUGCCCUUGACAGUUUUACAGCUAUGGUUGGACUCUCAGAAGUGAAUGAUUUCAGUAGUCUUGAAUCUGAGAGAGAUGUCAUUCAUACUGUGGAUUUUGGGGCUGUUUAUGAUUAUGAAGAGGAUAUAUUGGAUACGCUCUCUGAUUGUGAGGAAAGUGAAGAUGAAUGUAGUGAUAGUGACUUAAUGGAAACAUUGCAUUACAUCCAACAUUUAAAGUAAUAUGUCAGAUCAAAUCUUCUGUUGGACUUUUAUUGCUUACAAGUGGUAUUUUUGUUUACAGCAAAGAAUAAAGAAAUUAAAACAAGGAAAGGAACAGACAUGUGAGAAAGUAAUGUCCUAGCUGUAGCUUGUAUAAGGUAAUAAAAUGCUGAACUUGUGAAGUGAAAAUUUUAGCCAAUUUAAUUUGUUCAGAAAAUUAAUGAAAAGAAAACCUAACUUGUAAGGAAGUAAAAGUCUAAACAGAGCUUGUAGAAAAAAUUGCUGAAAUUAUGUCAAAGUCAGUAGUGGAAAUUUUAGCAAAUUUAAUGUGUUCAGAAAAUUAAAGACAGGAAAACAAGACUUGUGAAGAAAUAAAGUCAAAACUGUAGUUUGUGUUAAGUAAAAAAAAAUGCUUAACUUGUGAAGAAAUUAUGUCAAUGUCAGUUGUGAAAAUUGGAGCAAAUUUAAUGUGUCCAGAAAAUUAAAGACAGGAAAAUAAGACUUGUGAAGAAAUAGUAAAAACUGUAGCUUGUGUUAAGUAAAAAAAAUGCUUAACUUGUGAAGAAAUUAUGUCAAUGUCAGUUAUGGAAAUUGGAGCAAAUUUAAUGUGUCCAGAAAAUUAAAGACAGGAAAACUGGGCUUGUGAAGAAAUAAAGUCAAAACUGUAGCUUGUGUUAAGUAAAAAAAAUGCUUAGCUUGUGAAGAAAUUAUGUCAAUGUCAGUUGUGAAAAUUGGAGCAAAUUUAAUGUGUCCAGAAAAUUUAAGACAGGAAAACUCGACUUGUGAAGAAAUAGUAAAAACUGUAGCUUGUGUUAAGUUAAAAAAAAUGCUUAACUUGUGAAGAAAUUAUGUCAAUGUCAGUUGUGGAAAUUGGGGCAAUUUUAAUGUGUCCAGAAAAUUAAAGACAGGAAAAAAAGACUUGUGAAGAAAUAAUAAAAACUGUAGUUUGUGUGAAGUAAAGAAAAUGCUUAACUUGUGAAGAAAUUAUGUCAAUGUCAGUUGUGGAAAUUGGAGCAAAUGUGUCCUGAAAAUUAAAGACAGGAAAACUGGAUUUGUAAAGAAAAAAAGUCAAAACUGUAGCUUGUGUUAAGUAAAAAAAAAUGCUUAACUUGUGAAGAAAUUAUGUCAAUGUCAGUUGUGAAAAUUGGAGCAAAUUUAAUGUGUCCAGAAAAUUUAAGACAGGAAAACUGGACUUGUGAAGAAAUAGUAAAAACUGUAGCUUGUGUUAAGUAAAAAAAAUGCUUAACUUGUGAAGAAAUUAUGUCAAUGUCAGUUGUGAAAAUUGGAGCAAAUUUAAUGUGUCCAGAAAAUUUAAGACAGGAAAACUGGACUUGUGAAGAAAUAGUAAAAAACUGUAGCUUGUGUUAAGUAAAAUAAAUGCUUAACUUGUGAAGAAAUUAUGUCAAUGUCAGUUGUGAAAAUUGGAGCAAAUUUAAUGUGUUCAGACAUGAAAAAUAAGAAAAGAAGAUUUCGGAUGAAAUAAAUGAAAACUUUUUUAUAUGAAAAAUGUUUAAAUAUAGAUACUACUCGCUACUUUAAAGAAAAGCUUAGAGACAAAAUGCUAAAAAAAUUUAAUGCAGCCAGUCUUUCUUCAAAUUGAAACAAUUUUUAGAAGGACUGAAGGUUCCAAGCCCUGUAAAUGCAGAGGAAAUUUUUUUAGCUUAUUUUUUUGUUAGGAAAUAUAAAAAUUAAAGUAAGGAAAUAAGUGAGUUAUAUUUUUUUACUGAAAACUUAAAUCUUUUGCCAGUUAUUUUCUUUCAAAAGAUAGUUUAAUAUGAUGAAAUUAUCAAUUUAUGUAAUGCAUGGAUGGUGGCUGGUCAGUGCAACACUUCCAUUAA